UUGAGUUUCAGUCGAGAGACGGGAGCAAGAAGCGAACACACCCUACAAGUCCAAGAAGUCCCAGAGCUGCUGUGGGCCAUGAGUCUGUCUCUCCUCCUGCUGCUUGCCGUCCUCGUGGAUGUGACCGAUACUAAAGCUGCUUCAGACUUUAGGAUCUGUGCCUUCAACACACAACACUUUGGUGAAUCCAAGUCGAAGAAGAGUGACGUUAUGGGGACUCUUGCCAGGAUCAUCACACGCUGUGAUGUGUGUUUGCUCCAGGAAGUGAGAGACAGUAGAGGAAAAGCUUUACCACUGCUGCUCGACUCCCUGAAACGGUUUGACACCAAGUAUAAAUAUGAGACUGUGGCCAGCGAGAGACUGGGCAGGUCUGAGACGUACCAGGAGCAGUACGUGUUUGUGUACAGGAGGGAGACGGUGAGGGUCAUGGACCAGUAUCAGUACCCUGAUAAUAAACCAGGAGACGUCGAUGCUUUCUCCAGAGAGCCGUUUGUUGUCCGCUUCAGAGCGGACAGCACAGCUAUAAAGGAGUUUGUUCUCAUACCUCAGCACACCACGCCCUCCAACACCACCAAGGAGCUCGAUGCCCUCUAUGAUGUUCUACAGCAUGUGAGAAACAUGUGGAAAACUGAGAAUGUGAUGCUUCUUGGAGACUUUAAUGCGGGCUGUGGCUACCUCGCUAAGAAGAACAGGAAGAAUGUGCGCCUAAUCACAGACACGAGUCUUAUUUGGCUCAUCCGAGACGACACUGACACCACCGUGCGAUCAACCACAUCCUGCUCCUACGACAGGAUUGUUGUGAAUGGGGAAACCUUUCACAGAGCCAUCGUGCCUGCUUCAGCCAAACCGUUUAACUUUCAAGAGGAAUACGGACUGACGGAGGAGCAGGCGCUGGGUGUCAGUGACCAUUACCCGGUGGAGGUCCUGCUAAAGGUCAAGGAUUUCAGAGCCUUUCUUGGGGGCUCAUCUAUUACCAGUGGAAACCAGUUUAUGACUUUAUUUGUCCUAAGCCAUGUUGCCUUUCAAAUAUUGACAAGCCUUUAGUGCGACAGGACAGAAAGACGAGGAGUAAGACAUGCAGCUCAGGGCUGCAGGCUCGAUUCAAACGCAGGCCUAAACGCCAUCAUAACCUUUAGUGUGUUCCCAGGAUGAGCAGGGGAGUUUCUAAAUACGAUCGAGGACACGCUAACCUCGUUUCCUUUCUUGUUUCUGUUUGUCGUGUUCUCUGAUGGACAGCCAAAUUGGACUUUUCUGCUCCUGCACCCACCAUUAAACUAUCAUUGA
Pelmatolapia mariae (spotted tilapia) is the source of this 1284-nucleotide messenger RNA. Its product is annotated as deoxyribonuclease gamma-like. The transcript has 10 exons. Gene Ontology annotation, molecular function: deoxyribonuclease I activity; DNA binding. The coding region runs from base 79 to 1044 and encodes 321 amino acids. NCBI's taxonomy places the organism in Eukaryota, Metazoa, Chordata, Actinopteri, Cichliformes, Cichlidae. Gene Ontology annotation, cellular component: nucleus. Gene Ontology annotation, biological process: DNA catabolic process. The record is from RefSeq and is a predicted model, not a curated record.